Rhinichthys klamathensis goyatoka is the source of this 1435-nucleotide messenger RNA. It is a transcript of the gene cotl1, whose product is annotated as coactosin-like F-actin binding protein 1. The record is from RefSeq and is a predicted model, not a curated record. The transcript has 4 exons. Lineage: Eukaryota; Metazoa; Chordata; Actinopteri; Cypriniformes; Leuciscidae. Gene Ontology annotation, molecular function: actin filament binding. The coding region runs from base 220 to 648 and encodes 142 amino acids. Gene Ontology annotation, biological process: regulation of actin filament polymerization. Gene Ontology annotation, cellular component: actin filament; site of polarized growth; plasma membrane.
ACAGCAACCUGACAGACAAAUAUCACUAACGCCCAUUAAGAGGCAAUAGGAAAUGAAUCGAGUCGUGAAAUUAGUUGCCUCUCCAUCCUACUGAGAGAAGAGACCUCCCUGUCACACCAGCAGCAACCUCUGCCGCACUUUGGGAUUUAUCUGCGAUUUCUUUCAUUCCCCCGGCUUUGUUUUGCAUUUAGUUGCAUUAUCUCCCUUUGCAUCGUCGAAAUGGCAACGCGAAUUGACAAAGAGGCUUGCAGAGAAGCAUACAAUCUGGUGCGAGACGACGGCUCAGAUAUAUGCUGGGCAUCUUUUAAGUAUGACGGAUCUACUAUUGUACCAGCUGGUCACGGGUCCGACUACGAAGAAUUCAAGAGUCAGUGUACAGAUGACGCCCGUCUCUUUGGUUUCGUGAGGAUCACGACGGGCGACGCCAUGAGCAAGCGUGCCAAGUUCACCCUCAUCACCUGGAUUGGCGAGAACAUCAGCGGACUGCAAAGAGCUAAGAUUAGCACCGACAAGACACUGGUAAAAGACAUCGUGCAGAACUUUGCCAAGGAGUUUAUGAUCAGCGAUCCCCGGGAGCUGGAGGAAGACUACCUCCGCAAUGAGCUGAAGAAGGCCGGCGGGGCCAACUACGACGCCCAGGCCGAAUAGAACUUGGGGACGGGUUUCCAUAGGGUUGGAUGAGAAGGAAGGGGAAAACGUCAUCUUGUACACAUGCACACACAGACAAACAUACACACACAGACAAACGCAAAUAUACAUACCUCACCCCUAUUGCCAGUCUGGGCAUGGUUGAUUUAUCUACUGUAUUGUGCAUCAUCUCAAUGUCAUCUCUGCUAGUGCUUAUGAGGGUUAUCUUUCUUCUUUUUUUUUGUGCAUUUUUGUAACUGUAAUCAGAAUUUCUGAGGAUGCUCCCUUGGCUCAGAGUUGUCAUCACUGUGAUAUGCUUCCAUAAUCAAUGGAGGGCAUACGAGUCCAGCAUUGUUUUAUUUAAGGGGUUUAUUAUGAAUCUUCAUCUCCCUGCUGACUCCUCUAAAACAGACCACUGUGUUUACUGUCUCAAUCUCCCAUGGAGAGGAAGACAUCAUGGAAUGUGUGCAUUUGUGUAUGUGUGUGUUUGCAGACACUGCACUGUGACUGGCUAACUUGCAUGCAGGGGGUGGAGUCUUAAAGGAUCUUGUAGCUGUGAUUGGCUGUUUCUCUUUACUCAACAAUGGAGCAGCCAUUUCUCUAGUGUAGCCUUCAUUUUGGAUCACAUUAAAAUACCCACAAAACAAUGUUAUCUUUUUUUUUUUUUUUUUUUUAAGUAGGUUUUAUUUACAUUUAAAAAAUCAAAUCUGUGGUUCUUCCUUUACAAUAAAAAUGCCUCCCGAGCCAAGACAAGAAAUACGAUGGUCACAAAAGCAAUCAUGUCAGAAUAAAAUUGUUGUUUUUUCAA